Messenger RNA from Tetrahymena thermophila SB210, 5121 nucleotides. RefSeq lists its product as hypothetical. NCBI's taxonomy places the organism in Eukaryota, Ciliophora, Oligohymenophorea, Hymenostomatida, Tetrahymenidae. The transcript is spliced from 20 exons. The record is from RefSeq and is a predicted model, not a curated record.
AUGAGAUCGAAUUAAAUAUUAAUUUGGUUACUUAGUUUUGUAGUUCAAGCUUAUUGCCAAUCACCAAAAUGUUAAAAUAAAUAAUGUACUCCUAUUGGAUCUACUGAUUGCAAAGACCCAUCCUAUAAUUAAUGCAUAAAUGAUAGUCUUGAUUGCAAAGAUUAUGAUAUAAAUGAUUCUGUUGGAAGGAGUUUAAAUAACUACAAAUGCGUAUAAAAUAAUGUAACAGUUUCUGACAAUGUAUAGUGUUGGAAUUCUACAUCUUAUUAGAUUUGCAUAUCCAAAAAUUAGAAUGAAUGCGUUAAUUAUCAGAUAGAAACAGAUCCCUCGAGUCCAUAUGUAGGUUUACUAAAUAACACAAACAGAGAUUAAAGUCUGUACAAGUGCUUAUACUCUGUUGAUACAGUAGAUAUAGACCAAGUCAUCUCUGUGAAAAUUCCAUUUUGUGUUGAAAAUAGUACAAGCACUAUUAAGAAUUUGGCAUUAGAUUCAACAAAGUAUGUUGGAAUCGAAAAAACAAAAUAUAAUUGCUUAAUAAUGAACUAAACAACUAUUAAUGGUAUAUCAUAUUGUGCACAGGGGUUUUGUAGCUUUAAUAAUACAUGUACACAACUAUCAAUUAAUUUACCAGCCAAAUUAGUCGAUUAUUAAUGUGCAUAAAUAAAUACUUAUUAGUCUAUAGAAUGUUAUAAAGAUAAUCCUUUUACAAUUUAAUCAAUUUGUUUUGAUCCAGUACAUAAUAUUUGUACUUAAAUUGUAGAUUUUUCUUAUUAUAACCUAGGAAUUCUACCGAAUGGUUUUUGUGUCUAAUAAAAUAAAGUGUAUGAUCAAAUUACUUUAUGCUCAGAUUAAAGUUGCCUUCUCAAGGUUGGAACAGGUUUUUCUUGCAUCCCAUUUGAUAAUGUAUAUGUUGGUGUCGAUGAUAAAGGAUUUUGUUUAAAAAGAGGUGAAAAAACAGCAGUGAGAUGUAGGAAAAUAAAGUUUUGUAUCGAAUAGAUUAAUCUUACUUGCGUUGAUUUAUCUAAUGAUUUAUUAGAUAGAGUAGGAAGAGAAAUAAAAACUACUAAUUGUUUAUCACAGAGUGAUUAUAUUGGACAAAAUAUAGAGAUGUGCGCAGAUGGAUAUUGUUUAUAUUCAUAUUCUUAAACUUAAAACUCAGAUUAUUGUAUACUUUAUGGAGGUAGUUUUUAAUCAUCAACUUCACAAAUAGGUCCUUUUAUAGGUGUAGAGUCUACUACAGAGAGAUGCUUAGUUGAAAGCCAAUAAGUUGAUAGUGUGAUGUUGUGCUAUAGCUUAUAAUAUUGUAUACUACCUAUAAAUGGUAAAUAAGCUUGCUACAAGUUGUUUUAUCCGUUUUCAUAUGAUUAUGUGAGUCCAAUACUAUAUAAUUAUGCUGCUAAAAACUCUAAUGGAUAUUGCCAAUCUAUUAAUUAAGCUAAUUCAUUAAGUUGUGCUGGUCCUUAACUCUGUCUUUAGGGAGAUCAAUGUGUAUCAUUAAAUGAUAGUAGCUAUUAAAGUAGCUCAUACGUAGGAAGAGAUGCAAACAGCUAGAUUUGUAUAGGUAGCAAAAGUUACUUUGCUUCUUACUGCAAAUUAAAUUAUUGUUUGAUUCAGAAUUAGUGUGUUGAGCUAGAUUCUUUUUAUGUUGGCAGAGAAUAUUUUUCUUCAAAUUGCUUAUUGAGUGGCUAAGUAGCUACAUAAUAAAUUAAAUAAUGUUUAGAUGGAUAUUGCAUUAAAUAAGUCAAACCAUAACAAUAUUCUUGUAUACUACUUGAUUAUGAUUAGUCCAAAAAUGCGUUAGGUUACAAUAGUAAUAUGGAAUGUUUGGGAGCUAAUCAGCCUGUUGCUGUUAAAUGCUAUUAAGGUAUGUCAUGUUUAUUAGGAGAUACUUGUUAAUAUGUGGAUCCUAACGUUAAUACUAAAUGCUCAAUUAAUAGUAAUUAAUGCUCUUCAUCAAUAGAUAACUGUGAUUUGUGUAAUUAUUACUACUGCCUCAAACCUGUAAACUUUAAAACAUGUAUGCCUAUGGGAACAAAUUGUUAAGAUACUUAAGGUAGAUGUGCUGAUCCAUUAUCUGGAUAAUGCAAAAUUUGUCCUUUAAAUUCAUGCUUGAAUCCUAAUACUGGAUAAUGUGUUUAGUUUAAAGACAUGCCCGUUAAACAAAAUGAGUGCAUAAAAUAAGUAAGACCUGAUAAACCAUGCAUUUUUGUGGAUAUGAAUGUUUAUAAAGAUGACACUGAUUUAUAUUGUGCAGAUGAAUAAAAUUUAUGCAUAUUGCAAAGUUUUGGGAACCUUUCUUCUAAAUGCUUAAGGUGUCCAAACAAUUUUAUUAAUCUUGGUGAUAAAUUAUGUUUGACCAUGUAGCAAAGAGAUAACAGCUAAAAAUAAAGCAUUGAAACAACUUUCUCUUUAAAUAUAAUAUAUGUUUAAUAGGACAUGUGUUAGGGAUUUAUUUGUAAUUAAUAGCAAAUAACUAAAUGCCCUCUUGGAUGUUACACCUGCAAAGACCUGAAUUAUUGUACCUAGUGUGCAGAAGGAUAUUUUUUAUAUAAAAACUAAUAAGAUUAAAGUGUUUAAUGUGUUUAGUGUGAUUAUCUCUAUAAUACUAUAAAUUAAUAUCCUGAAACUUAUAGAAUACCUUAAGGGACUACAUAAAUCAGCCAAAAAUGUCUUGAUUGCAGUCUUGAGACUGGGGCUUGGAGUGACUACUAAAUAUCUUCCAAGGUUUGCUAGUUAACUAUCUUAAAGUUUACAACAGAUUAAUAAAAAAAUGUAGUUAUGAUAGAAAAUAAACCUCCAUUUGCUUUGAGCUAUACAAUCAAUUUAAGCAGCUCUUAAAAUAGUUUUUAGUAUCCAAAAUAUUAAUUAGUUAGCUCAAAUUUAUGUACACUAGAUAAAUGUACAUUUUGUCAGUUCUAUAUGCAAAAUGGCUAAUAGCAAUAGGUAUGUUUAAAAUGCUAGCUAGGUUAUUACUUAAAUUAAUAAGGUUAAUGCGAGGCUUGUGAAAAUGGAUGCUUAUAGUGUGAAUUAGGUUUUUUAAAUAGUUAAGGAGUCAAAUUUUAUUACUAUGAAAUAAAUAAAGAGCAAAGAUAGAGUCUGAACUCAAUGCAUUUAAUACCUAUGUGCUAGACUUGUAAAUCUGCUUAUAUCGUAUCUUAUAAUUUGACUACAUGUGAUAAUUGUGGAAAAAAUUGCACUUCUUGUUCAUAUGCUAAUCAAAAUAGUUACUUUAAUAUUGGUGAAAUCAAUAAUGUUUAGUUAACCUAAAAUGACUACACAAAUUUAAAAAUUUUUAAGUAAUGCAACAGCUGUUAACUAAGCUCACAAACUUAACAACCUAAUGGAAGUGAUUGUGGUGUAGCAAUAUAAUUUUGUGCUCUCCAUUCUCUUAUGAAUAAAUCCACAGGCUAAGUUAACUUAAUAUAUGAUUUAUCAUAUUACAGUUAAACCGGUUCAACUACUGAUUCAACAAUAAUAUGCCUUGCUUGCUCAUACCAAUAUAUUUUAUCAUCUGAUAAAAAUUAUUGUAGGUAAAAUUUUGAUGUUACGGAUAUCAACUGCUUAUAAUUCUAAAACGAUAAAUUUUCUUGCAAGUUGUGCAAGGAAUUUGCACUUGAUUAUACUAAAAAAAAAUGUGACGUCAAUUACAAAUGCAUUUAAUAAAUAAGUGGAUGUGAUAAGUGCUAUUAUUAAUAUUAUUUAGAUUAAAAUUCAGUAUAAAUAUAGUAUUUUACUUGUCUUUAAUGUUCUUAAGAUAAUUAUAUGGUAACAUUACUUGGAUGUGUACAGUGCUUGUAAGGAUGCUCAAGAUGUUAUGAAAUAGGAUAUGACACUUAAAAACUAAAAUUUAAUCUAACUGCCCAUAUUAUGUAUGAAGAUAUUUCGUUUGAUAUCGACUCAAGAUUAAACUAUAAAAAAUUAUUAAAUGUAUAGACAUUUUGUAGCGCAUGCCUUGAUGGCUAUUAUUUUGAUCCAAUUUAAAAAAUUUGCAUUUAAUAUCCUUGUGGCUAGCUAUGCAACAACUGUAUUUUUAAACUAAAUAAUUUUUUUUGCAUCGAUUGUAAUUAAACGGCUGUGUUAUAAUACAUUUAAUCAAUAUAGCUCUUUAUGGGUAACUUCUUUUUUGGAAAAAAUUUUAUUAGCUAGGAAAUUAAAUUAAGUACUUUUACAGGAGACUAAAAAUCUUGUUAGGCAUGCCCUUUCUUAUGCGAAACUUGUGAUUAAACAGGCAAUUUAUUCAAAAAUGAUUAUUCAAUUUAUUAAACAAAAUGUUUUUCCUGCAAAACAAUUCAAGAACUAUAAGUAGGUAGCUAAGCCUUUUAGAGUUAUUUUCAAGGAUAUGAAAUAAGAUUUGAUAAGAAAAGAUUUUCAUGUACUUUAUGCAAGAUAGGAGAUCAAUCUUGCUAUUUCAAAAAAAUCACUAAAUUGUAUAUUAAUUGUGCAAAAAUAUCAAACAACAUUGGCGAUGGAACUAGAUAUAAUCCUUUUAAUAUCAAUAUGAUUUCAGAUGUAGCUAAUUUUGAUAAUUUAAUUUUAGGAGAAAAUAACCCAAAUUUAGCCUUAGUUGCUUUAAAUGAAAUAUCUUUAAAACAACUUGACUUAUAGCUAAUAUUUUCUUCAGAUCAAUCUUAAUGCUAACUCCUUAAGCCUUUGUAAAUAAAAUCAAAUUUAUUGUAAAAAAUGUAAUCAUUAGAUGUAUUACAUUUAAAUAUUACUUACGAAUAAGUAAAUAACAAAUAAUUUUAAUUCCUUUAAAUUUAUCCUUCAGUAUUUUAAGGUUUUACAAAUGUGUCUGUCUCUAAUAUAAACGUAGACUCUUAUUCUCCUUACUUUGAUUAAUUUAAAAUUGGGUUUUAGAUAUAUUCAACAAAAUUAAAAUAGGUUUAUUUAAGUAACUUAAAAUUCUAAAGAUCUUUAAAUGGCCCAUCAAAUGUUCUUACUAUAAAUAUUAAUAAUUUGAUAAAUAAUUUAAUUUUAGAAAAAGUAACAUUUGAUAAUUUGCAAUAUAAUUACUCUUCAGUUAUUUAGCUUUAUUAUUCUUAAGACAAUAUAAGUCCCGACUUUUAAAUAACAUUAGAUUCUAUCAACAUUUCUAAAGUAAAUAUAUUUUAAUCUUAUUGA